AUGGAAGUUGACAACGAUGCCGAUAUGGCAGGCGUCGAUACCAACGCCAUCAACAACAUCGCUCCCGAUGGCGACGUUAUUAUGGUGAUCGGCCCCAAGAAAAAGGAAUUUCGACUUCAUUCGCAGAUCCUGAAGGCCGCUUCUAAGGUCUUCAACGCUAUGCUCGGCCCAAAGUUUGCCGAAGGCCAGCAGAUCGUCAACAAAGGAAGUCACAAUGACCCGGUCAAGAUCAACCUCCCCGAGGACGACGCAUACAGCAUGGGUGUCCUUUUCGAGCUCAUUUAUUAUCGACAUGAUGUUCUUUCUAGCGCCGACGGUAUCACAUAUUUCGACGUUGCGCUCGCUGCCGACAAGUAUGAUCUGAUCCGUGCCGUCAAGUACCCGAUCACCGAAGCCAUGGAUGGUAUCUUGUUCAGCUACGGUGAAAGAGGCGAAGAGGAAUCCAUGUGGAAGCUAGCUAUUGCUGCUUCAAUGUUCGAUUAUGAUCCCGGCUUCUAUAAGGCCACUGAGGCGUUGAUUUUGUUCUCUUCGGAUGGAUACAUCAGAUUGGCCGACAAAUGGUAUACGAAUCAGAUUUUUGCACUUCGUCUAUGCGGCCUUCUUGAACACCGACGAGCAGAACUCAGACGGCUGGUGAUGCGCAAAAUUAUGGUUGUCUCUGGGCGGUACAACGACGAAGACAACGACCAGACGCAACGGACAUCUGAAUCAACCAUCCUGAGAUUCGAUAUCUAUUUGGAUGCUCCUGAGGACUUUGCCGAUUCAGACCUGCAGGGAACUCUUGAUGCCAUCGAAAAUUCUGACUACUUCAACCAAUUCCGCAAGAAAGCCGAACGAAACGACGACAGAAGCACCAAAUGGAUGGAUGAAAUCGUGGGAAAGGCCGGACUGCAUUUCUCCAAUAUGCGUGCCUACUGCGGCACACUAGGUAUUCAACAUGGGCUGAGGAAACACAAGUGA
Molecule: messenger RNA, 960 nt
Organism: Colletotrichum aenigma
Lineage: Eukaryota; Fungi; Ascomycota; Sordariomycetes; Glomerellales; Glomerellaceae
Exons: 2
Coding region: 1-960 (319 amino acids)
Molecular function (GO): protein binding
Source: RefSeq, a predicted model, not a curated record